AUGAACGUAGUCGGCGGACGUUUGAAACAGCCGAACCGGAAGUUAGAGGACGAUAGCGAUCAUCCCAGACUGAAGCGGAACCGAGCGCAGGAGCAGCGUCGAACGACGGUGACCGUGUGGCCGGAUCAGCGGAACGGACGGCUGCGUGAUCAUCGUCCACGCGCCGGUUGCACCGGUACUAACGGCGAGCGUGGUCGAGCAGCCGGCGGCGUGGGGGGCGCGUCAAGCAAGUGCAGCUGGUGGUGCUGCUGCUGCCGAAGCUGCCGCCGCCGCCGCCUUCGCCACAGCCGCCAGGCAGCCGCCGCCGCCGCUGUCGACGACGCUGCAGCAGCAGCAUCCGAAGCCAGCGACGACCAGCAGCAACAGCAACAACAAAGCGGUAACCACCACAGGACGGAAACUACAGCGGUAUUGGUAAUAACGUCGCCGUCUUUAUUCACCAUAUCAGCGCCGGGACGAGUCGAGGUCGCCGCUGUCACCCUGUCGUCGUCGACCGGAUGCCAAGUGCAGUCGUCGCCGUGUUCCGUCAUCGUAGACGCCGACCGGAAGUCGUCGUCCACCCCGCACGCCGUUCCAGUCGCUGGCGAUCUAAACCAACAGCAACAACAGCCGCCGCACAUCGUCGCUGCCGCCACAUCGGGAGCAAAACAGCAGUUGCAGCAGCAACAGUUGCACGACAUCAAGGAGGAAGAGGACGACGAUCAGCCGACUUCGUCCGCGGACGGCGACCGUUCGCUGACGGUCCGCGAGACAGCUGGUUGCCAGUCUCCGACGUCGUCGUCUGGUGGUAUCCCAUCGGCGACGACCACGACCUGGCCCAGGGCGGCAGCGACUACGGCGGUGGUGUUGGCGCACCACCAACACCAACAGCAGCCGCAGUCAGCUCAGUCGCAGUCGUCGUCGUCGUCGGCGCCCACCGCCGACCGGAAACGCAAAAAGAACUUGCGCACUAAGAGCGUGACGAACGCCGUUAGUUUGGACGUGUCCGGAAACGGUGGUUCGGGUAUCCAGGAACGUGCCACCAGCAAUACGCCAUCUUAUACCCACGACAGCAGCAACGACAAUAGUCAAGCGCCCGGCCCUGCAGCAGCAGUAGCAGCAGCUAUAGCGGCGGCGGCAGCCGAAACCGCUGCCGCUUCCACCGCAACGGUCGCGGCCAAGAUGCAAGCGGAACAGGGCAGCAUUGGCGACCUGCAGAAGUAUCACAAAUUCCUCCGAAACCGCAGGCAUACAUUAGCAAACGUCCGUUUCGAUGUGGAAAAUGGAGCUGGAACUAGUCCUGGUAGAUCACCGCUGGAUGGUGGAGGCACAUCCCCGUCAGCUGGUCUGGUGCUUCAAAAUUUGCCACAACGUCGGGAAUCAUUCCUGUACAGGUCUGACUCAGAUUUCGAAGUUUCGCCAAAGUCUAUGUCCAGGAACUCAUCUAUUGCAAGUGAAAGAUUGAAAGAGACUGAAGCCAUUUUGGAAAGAUCAACCCAUGGUGAAGAUCUCAUCGUUACACCGUUUGCACAAAUACUAGCGAGUCUACGAAGCGUCCGCAAUAACUUCUUAAGUCUCACCAAUGUACCAUCA
Melanaphis sacchari is the source of this 1572-nucleotide messenger RNA. RefSeq names its product cAMP-specific 3',5'-cyclic phosphodiesterase-like. The record is from RefSeq and is a predicted model, not a curated record. The transcript is spliced from 5 exons. The annotation marks the transcript as partial. Lineage: Eukaryota; Metazoa; Arthropoda; Insecta; Hemiptera; Aphididae.